AUGCCGGCCGGCGAUCCGUGUUGGAGCUAUGAGGAAGAGGAAGCGGAAGUGCCUGGCAGUGGGCAUGACAGCUCUUCUGAUGAAUCUGAAUGGGGAACUGUAAAGGAGAACUUUUGUAUCAACGGCAUCCUAGGCGAUGAGGAGGAGGGUGAUCUAGUGGAUGAAGAAGACGGGAAGCAGCUCUACCUUCCCGAGCCUGUUGUCUCCUUGACGGUGAGGCAGAAGCCGGAACUGCCACAACUGUCACCUGAGAGCCUUCCGGCUGGCUGUCAUGUGUGGGUGGUGGACGAGGAUGACGUUCGCCUUUUGUUACGGGAGUACUGGGAUGACUCAUACGGCGCGGUGUGUAAUGGCAGACUUCGUGGCACCGUAGUUCGGCACUCUGAUAACGUGACGCUUGUCUCGUUUUACGAUGAUCAUCUUGAGAUGAGCUAUGGCCUGAGUCUCCCGCGUGUUUGCCUGUCGAAGGAACCGAUUAAGGCGUACGACCGUUCACUGGGUGGAAGCAAUCGGUUUGCUGAGUCUUGUUUUGGCAUUGGCAAUCUUGACCCGCGGGUAGGGCGUUUUCGCGAGGAGGCCGAAGCUUUGAAGAUUAAUCGGCAAUUUUAUGAAUCCCUCUCAGUGAUGGAAAUUCAGGUGCCGCAAUCCACGCCCCAGCUGGCCGUGGUGCUGGAAAACCUUAACGAGGGUGCAUACGAAGCGGCGCUGACGCUAUUGAGCAAGUUGCCGUCGAACGUAUUCAACCGAGUAGAUUGCUUAGUUCUGCGUUCGCGCGCAAAUGCCUUUCUGGGACGCUUUACAGAGGCGCUCAAGGACGCAAUGAGGGCGAUUGAAGAAGAACCACGCUGGGUGAAAGGGAACCUGGCGGCUGCCCGGGCCUUGAGUGGGCUAGGCAAAUUUGAGGAGGCUGCGCGGCAAAUUAACCGUGCCAGGUUGCUCCUACCACAUAGUCAUGAACUGCGCAAAAUUGAGGAACUUAACUCCUUUAUGCUAAAUUUGCAAUUGGAGUUACCGCGCCACUACUUGGGUCUCUAUUUGGACGCCCAGUACACCAAAAAAUUACUCUCAUUUCGCCCAUUUAAAAAGGAUGAGGUGGUGUUUAAAGGGGAUCAUGUAAUUUUGGCGAUGGAGUCAAUCUUUGCAGCUCCUUCCAAUAGAUGUUGUGUGUGCCUGAAGCCUGGAGGACAAAUGAUGCGGGUUCCUGUCGAUUUAGAGGGGAAUCCCUCCGAGGAAUUGGCCCGUUACUGUAGUGCGGAGUGUCAGCAGCGGUCGUCGCUUUUUUUCGUUAUGGAACUCGGUCGUCAUCGCGUGGCUUUGGAGCGUGCACGGGACCUCAUCUCUUGCACCCUCGCACAAACAGCCAAUGAGUUGCCUUUAGAUAUGACCUACAUGACCACGCGUCUCUUCUUGAUGAUAUGCGUCACCCAUGAAAGGCUUGCGUCUAAGCGCCGUCAGACGCGACGUCGCAAUGAUGUCAGUAGUACUUCCAGUAUCUCUUUUGAGGAUAGUUCUCGCAGCGGUGGGUCGGAUACGACAGGGCUUUUGCCGCUCAAAGCUGCGCUUCAACACCUAGGCGUGUACCCGCUUCCAACAGACCGGCUCAGUUCCGGUGUCCGGGAGAAGAUGUAUGUAUUGUAUAACACCAUUACCGCCUUCUUCUCAGAUAGCGACAAGCAAAGGUACCCAGCUGCAUUAUUUUAUGCGUUGUAUGAGUACGUGUGCGCGUUUGCCAUCGCCGUACACGUGCCUCGGUCUGACAGUAGAAUAUAUUAUCUUCCAAAACUUAUGGGGGCAGUCCGUCAUGUGGAGGCGUCAGAGGCGAAUUGUCGUGUCACCUUCAGUGAGGCUGGAACAGACAUUGCACUCGUUGCGUCCAGACAUGUUUUUCCGCAUGAGACACUUUCUGUCCCUGAUUGGGAUAAACUCGACACGGAGUGA
Molecule: messenger RNA, 1938 nt
Organism: Trypanosoma conorhini
Lineage: Eukaryota; Euglenozoa; Kinetoplastea; Trypanosomatida; Trypanosomatidae
Exons: 1
Coding region: 1-1938 (645 amino acids)
Molecular function (GO): Hsp90 protein binding
Source: RefSeq, a predicted model, not a curated record